Messenger RNA from Fonsecaea nubica, 741 nucleotides. RefSeq lists its product as hypothetical. The transcript has 2 exons. The coding region runs from base 1 to 741 and encodes 246 amino acids. NCBI's taxonomy places the organism in Eukaryota, Fungi, Ascomycota, Eurotiomycetes, Chaetothyriales, Herpotrichiellaceae. The record is from RefSeq and is a predicted model, not a curated record.
AUGUCGUCCAAAAGACCCUCCGUCUUCCCCAGCCCUUCCGCCGCGUUGAACGCGUUGAACAAGUCGAAAUCUCCCCCAAAGGCGAUGAGCAAAGCUGAGGCGAUCAGAUGGGCCGAAGGGCAGCCAGCCCCCAAUAAUGUUCCAACCAGCAAUAACAAUCCAUUCGGCAGUAACCUUCCACCCAGCAUGCAAACUCCCCCUCAACCUCCAACACUCUCAUCACUCCCAACACUCCAAGAGACGCCAGAGCCUGGACAAGCAUCGACGAACCGUCCAGCACCGGUCCCGGCGCACCAACCCCCUAAGGUUUUUGGCCGUCCAGGCGGAGAGGGCUUCGCGGAAUCUCUGCCACCGCAAAUGAACACUGGGACAGGCGGGGCGGAGACACCUGCAUAUGUCCAAGCAUUCCUCGAUGCUGGAAAGCCACCGCCGCCGCCGAGAGUCUUCCCAGAAGAAGGUGUUGCGGAAGCCUUGCCACGGCAAAUGGAAUCUUUCCCGCGGCCGCCGCCCGCAGCGUCGAGUGGUGGAAGACUGAACCCAAAACUACGGGAACCGGGUCCUAGGCCACUGCCAACGCCGCCCGAUGGAACUCCCGGUACUCACCCGCCGGACACUAAAGCUCGCGGCCAGAUCGCGCCGCCCAGGCCACUGCCGACGCCGCCCGCGGGAACUCCCGGCCAGAGCGCGCCGACCAGGCCACUGCCAACGCCGCCGCAACCGCAAGCGGGACCUUCCCAGUAG